This is a messenger RNA of Gallus gallus (chicken), 2340 nucleotides long. Its product is annotated as coiled-coil domain-containing protein 81-like. Lineage: Eukaryota; Metazoa; Chordata; Aves; Galliformes; Phasianidae. The coding region runs from base 577 to 2301 and encodes 574 amino acids. The transcript has 12 exons. Gene Ontology annotation, cellular component: centrosome. The record is from RefSeq and is a predicted model, not a curated record.
UACGUUGGUGUCUUUGCCCUUCCCGCUGACGCCGUUGAUUGGCACCACGACAUUAGCACACGAUGGGCACGUAACUUGGACGUGGGGGACGUGACUUGAAAGGCCAGCAUCAGGAAGGUCUCCUUUGGAGAGAGACGUAGAGAUUUGGGCUUGUUGAGCGCGGAGAACAGAAGGCUCUGGGGAGGCCGCGUGGCUGCCUUUCGGAACGCGGGGCCUCAAAGAUCACCUAGUUCCAACCGCCUGCAGCGGCCAACAGCGAGCUCAGGCUCUAGGUCAGGUUGCUGAGGGUGCCACCCAGGCUGAACUGGAACACCCGUCGGGACGGGGCGUGCACAGCGUCUGUGUGUGGGCAGCCUGUGCCAGCACCUCACCACUGGGCUGUAAGCAGCCCAGUGCCCGCUGCACACCGAUGUUGGGUUGCUGUGAGCAAUGGGUGCCCGCCCGGGGCCGGGCCGCUCGGCGGGGCAGGGGGCGGCAGCGGGGCAGGCUGGGCCAGGCUGCGGGUUGGACGCGCGUGGAAGAGGAGAUCCCCUCUCCCUGCCGGUGACCUAACAGAGCUCCAGGUGACGCGGGCUGAUGUCACAAUGGGAUGCACUGCAUCACAAGGAUGUGUUUCCUGGGGCAGCGGCAGUGCCGGCACUUCCCUGCAAGGCCUGGGCGCUGCUGGAGCACUGCUCAGGGGCUCUGUCCUUCUGUGGCCAGGAGUCAGGUCAGGGGCAGCAAGGCUGCACCGGGCGACCCUCGGUGACGCGUGGAGGAGCAGGGGCACUUUGCAGAGAACUGUUGGUUGAGGAGCCAGGGAGGGCAUCCUUAGCUGCGAGCCGAGGGCUGCCGGCAAGCGACAUGGAAGGCUGCUGGACUGUGACCAUCAGCUCGGAGCUGGUCUACACGUUCCCAACGCUCCUGCAUCUCUCUGCCGAAGAGAUUGUGGCGAUCUGGGAUGCUGUGUCUGAUUACAUCCUGGAACAGAUGAAGCUGGACAAGGGAGUCCUGGUCCCGGGACUCGGGCUCUUUGCUGCGGUCCGAGAGCAAUUCCACAGCAAAGAAGUGGCGGUGUCGGUCCGAAGACCUGUCUUCCAGCUGGACAUCGGGGUGCUGUGGCUGCAGGACCUCCAGUCGCCCACCGACAUCAUCCCCGACGAUGUCAAGAUUGAGCGGCUGAACUACCGGCAGCUCUCGCGAGCCACCGGCAUCUCGCUGCACGUGGUGCAGCGCUGCGUGCGAGAGACCGUCCUCUUGUACUGUCACCUCCUGAGGAACAAGGCGCACGUCUCAUUCGCCUUCAAGAACAUCGGCGUUAUGACAUACGAGGACGACUUCCUCUGCAUGAGGUUCUUGUCCAGCUGCAUUACAACGCUGGAGAGCAAUGCCAGCCUGACUGCACUGCUCCACACUAGAAUUUGGCCGGCCCGUUCUGCUGACUUCGGGUCAGAGACUACCGCUCAUGGAAUCCAGGUGUUGCCGAGGUUUCAGCUCGCUGUGAAAAAGAGCAGAGCAGAGGCCGCCGCAGAAAGGAACGCUGCAGUGGCGCGGAAGAUGAGUAGAGGGGGCACUGCCGGCAGGCUGCUACAGAAGCGGAAGACACUUCCCCCCUCCAUGCUGCUGCAAUACCAGGCAGGCUCAAGGCAGCAAGAUGUGGCAAAGAAGCCUUCUGCCAGCGUGCUCCCGCCGUGUGCAGGCAGCUCCCACGGGAGAAAGCAAGCAGGACAGAAGGAACCAUCUACUCCUGCCCAGACCAGCACUGCACUCCCUGCGACAGAGGACUCUAAGAGAGUGCUGCAGGAGCUCCGGGAAGUGUCUGCCCUGUGGAAUGAAGCAGACCGCACGUGGCCCGUGUACCAGCAGCAGGUAGAGCAAACGCGGGCAGAAAGAGCGGCAUGGGAAGGCUGGAGUGCAGGGGAGGACCAGCCUCCACUGCAGCGGUUUGCCAGUGCGAGCGUGUGGGCUCCGCGUCCUCCAGCCCAGCCCCGGGGACAGCAAGUGAGGAGGAGGUGGAGGAAGGAUGUGGAUCCUCCGCCGGGAAGUAAAAUGGGAACAGCGACCAAGCUGGCACUGCAUGCCGACCUCCUCUCCCCGCGAGCAGCUCAGGUGCUCCAAAGGUUGGAGCCCCACCUCCAUCAGCAAGAGGCUUUUGCUGACACCGCGGAAAGAAACCGGCAGAAGCUGGAGCUGAAGCGGCAGCUCCCCUGUGCUCGAUGCUCGUACCGCUCCAGAGGGGAAGGUGCUGGCAACAGUGCUGGAGCUGUCGGCAAGGGGGCUGGGAAGCUGUCCGGAUUUCCACCUGUGAAUGGCAAAUCGUAGAAUCAAAGACUUGUAGAAUGGCCUGGGUUGAAAAGGACC